Molecule: messenger RNA, 899 nt
Organism: Leguminivora glycinivorella
Lineage: Eukaryota; Metazoa; Arthropoda; Insecta; Lepidoptera; Tortricidae
Product: tachykinin-like peptides receptor 99D
Exons: 5
Coding region: 8-631 (207 amino acids)
Biological process (GO): G protein-coupled receptor signaling pathway
Cellular component (GO): plasma membrane
Molecular function (GO): tachykinin receptor activity
Source: RefSeq, a predicted model, not a curated record
UAUUCCAAUGGCGUAUCUAACGUACAACAUAUUGUUCAUGCUAUUCACGUACUUGCUCCCUCUACUUUUCAUGGCAUACUGCUAUUAUGGCAUAUGUAUUUUGCUAUGGAACACAAAAGUCAUUGGUGAACGUUACAACGACGCGCAGUCAAAGUGUAAAAUACAGGAACGCAAAAGGAUGAUCAAAAUGCUGAUAUUCGUCGUAUCAACGUUCGCAAUUGGCUGGCUACCCUUCAAUGUCUACUUCUUGCUUGAAGGUCUCUGGCCGAGUAUACAGCUCUACGAACAUUCGCUGACCAUUUACUUAUGCUUUUACUGGCUUGCCAUGCUGAAUUCUACGUUGAACCCUUUGAUAUACUACUGGUUUCUACCCAAUUUCAGACGCAGCUUCAAUCAAAUAUUUAGGUGGAUUAUUUGGCUGCCUGCAAGACUUUGUUGCUGUAGAAGGCACCAGAUUGUGAUCAACACGCCAGACCGUUAUGACACUUCCAGACUGGCGACGAGUCGCAAUAAUGGGUUAAGUAAUGUGACAACAAUGGAUACCUUUGUUUCAUUCUGCAAAAAACCCUCUUCGGAUGUAUUGGCCGAAAUAGUUGACGAUGCACAGCAGAAUUGCGAAACAAAGGCAUGAAAGAACAACUCUUCAACUGUUUUAAGGCUCUUUGGCCUAUUACGUUACCACCGGUUCGUAAACAGGCCCCGUAGUCGAAUGACAUUUCUGUGACGCGAAACGCCACCGAAACGCCGCAGAAAGGUAGUCUGGCUCUGUCGCGCCAAUGCGCAAGAGCGAUAGAUAUAGAUAGCUACGAAAGAGAUAUUAUCGUGAGCGUUUUUGUGCAUUCGGCUACGCACACAGUUGCAACAGAAGAUUAUUUUUUGUACAAAACUAAUUGCGACCC